This is a messenger RNA of Dermacentor silvarum, 744 nucleotides long. RefSeq lists its product as uncharacterized. NCBI's taxonomy places the organism in Eukaryota, Metazoa, Arthropoda, Arachnida, Ixodida, Ixodidae. The coding region runs from base 1 to 744 and encodes 247 amino acids. Gene Ontology annotation, cellular component: ribonucleoprotein complex. Gene Ontology annotation, molecular function: single-stranded RNA binding. Gene Ontology annotation, biological process: retrotransposition. The record is from RefSeq and is a predicted model, not a curated record. The transcript has a single exon.
AUGCUGACCGAACUAUUAGCUGGGCAGAAACUGAUGGCUCGUGAUAUCGCUGACAUUAAGCUUUUUCAGCAAACUGUCAACAAGCGUUUUGACGCGCUGGAAUCCCGUGUUGCCGCCCUUGAAGAGAACACCGCCGAUCCUAGUACCUCGUUUGAUCAGUGUGGUUCUGAUGUACGUUCUUUAUCUCGGGCCGUUUCGGAAUUAAUGAAAAAGAAUGAUGACCUUGAAAAUCGUUCCAGACGCAACAAUAUAAUUUUGCAUGGACUUGACGAAAAUGAUGGUGAAAACAACAACAUGCUUUUUUCUAGCGUACGCCAAUUUUUCACAGAGAAACUUAACAUUGAAUGCCCGACAAUUGAACGCUGUCAUAGAAUUGGCGCCAAACGUGAAGGUAGAUCGCGCCCCGUUAUAUUACGAGCACUAGACUUCAGGAAUAAGACAGAGAUAAUGAAAAUCGUCUCAAAGCUUAAAGGGACAAAAUUUUAUGUUACUGAGGAUUUCUCAGCUAACGUGCGUGUCAUUCGCAAGAAGCUAUGGACAGCAACGUCUUCUUUUCGUAACCGUGGUUCUGUGGUGAGGUUACGCUAUGACCACGUUUUCAUAAAUAAUGUGCGCUAUUGGUGGAAUGACACGGAAAAUGCAAUAGUCGACGAUUCAGGUCUCGCUGCAAACACCCCAGUGAACAAUUACAGUCUCUCUGCAGGCUUGUCAAACACUCCCCCAGCUACUUCAUCUUCACAUUGA